This is a messenger RNA of Penicillium samsonianum, 1278 nucleotides long. RefSeq names its product ankyrin repeat domain-containing protein. Gene Ontology annotation, molecular function: protein binding. The record is from RefSeq and is a predicted model, not a curated record. Lineage: Eukaryota; Fungi; Ascomycota; Eurotiomycetes; Eurotiales; Aspergillaceae. The transcript is spliced from 3 exons. The coding region runs from base 1 to 1278 and encodes 425 amino acids.
AUGCGAGUCCCUCUCGAGAUUAUCCAGCUCAUCCUACAAGAAGCGGUCGAUGUCCUGUCCUAUCGAGACAUUCUGCAGUUUAGACUCGUCAAUAGCUUCUUCAAUGAAGCCCUGUGGCCACCGAGCGCCUAUUUAGAAAAUAAGACAGCUCUUUACACGUUGUGGCCUACGUUUCCUUAUAGGCGGAAAUAUAUCUGGCAAUUGAUAGAAGAACAUAAGGAACGACCGUGUUUCUUCUCAGAGUUGAUUCGAGACAUCCUGGAUCUACCACAUGUCUCACUAAUGAGCGAUGAAAACCAGCAUAUCCUCAUUGAGAAAAUGAUCGACGCUGUGAUGCGGAGUCGCGAGGAUCCCAAGACUUUAUUUAGCCCCCAUCGCUAUCGAGCACAUGUUGGUCAUAUCACUGACGACUCCGGUAGGCGGAUCGAGUCCUCAGAAAAGACGCUUACCAUGGGGCUUGCCUCUAGCGCAAUCCUCCGGGGGGAUCAUGUGGAGCUGCAGGCGUUACUUGAUCAAGAUGUUUGGGUUGGGGGUUGGAGUCGUAGUCUUGGUAUGGUGCCGGUGGAUCUGGCAUAUAAAGAGGGCACGCGAGAGAUCAUCCGGACGCUGGUAAAGGCUCAUUGUCCUUCAUAUUACCAGAGUUGCUUUUGGUGGUCUCACGAUAACUCGUGCAAAGUGGAGAUGGUUGAAGUGUUGGAGAAAUACCUGGAUAAAUCGAGACUGGAGGUGCAGUGGCUUUGGUUUUAUUGUUUUAAUGAGGCCAUCAGGAGCGGGAUGUUAGAUGUGUUGCGGUGGCUUCUACGUCGCGAAGGGUCUUCUCUCGCGAAAUGGCCCUCUCCGUGGCAUAAAACACCGCUAUUCAUCGCACUUCACGACUGUCCCUCCUGGAUAAGAUUGAAAAUGGUUCAAUUAUUGCUGGAACACGGUGUGGAUCCCAAUGGAAAUGGUGGCCUUGAGAUCUCACAGACUCCACUGCAGCGAGCCAUCGAAAAUGGAGAGAUAGACAUCGCAAUGCUACUUUUGAAAUGGGGUGCCAACCCAAAUACCGUUGCAAAAAGAAUUGCACCUUUGCAUAUGGCCCAUCAGCGGGGAUAUGUACCAUUGGUACGAUGUUUGUUUGAACACGGGGCCCGACACAGCUACCAAUUCAAGGGAAAGAGGUACAUUGUGCGACACGAAACGAUUGUGCUAGAGAACAUUGCGACGCUGCUGGAGGAAUUGGGGGUCGACAAGGCGCUGAUCCAUGAACAGGGGUUGGAAUAUUUCAUUUUAGAUUAG